This is a messenger RNA of Miscanthus lutarioriparius, 1035 nucleotides long. The record is from the annotation of a GenBank genome assembly. NCBI's taxonomy places the organism in Eukaryota, Viridiplantae, Streptophyta, Magnoliopsida, Poales, Poaceae.
AUGGCCGACGAGAUCGUGCCCGAUCCCACCGCGGCUCUUGCUGCAGCCCUCGCCGUGGUCCUACCUGCCGCCGCCCCUUCGAAUCCUGCUGCCUCUCUCGCCACCAUCAAUAUCAAAACUCACCUCCCAAUCACCCUGGAACUUCACCCGCCCAAUUAUCGUGCCUGGCGUGAGCUUUUCACCACCCUCCUCGGCAAGUUCGGCGCUGGUCACCACAUCGAUGGUACGCCGGUGCCUGACCCGGUCACGCCGGUGUGGACGACGACGGAUUUCUCUGUCCGAUCCCUCCUCUACUCGUCCAUCUCUCCGAAGCUGAUGAACAAGGUGAUGACGCCCGCCGCAAACGCCCGCACCAUCUGGCUGGCGAUCGAGGCGCAGUUCCAGAACAACAAGUCGUCGCGGGCCCUUGCGUUGGAAGCGGACUUCCGCAAUCUCGCGCAAGGCAACCUCUCCUUCUCCGACUACAGCGAGCGCCUCAAAUCAUACGCCGACGGGCUCGCCGAUCUCGGAUUCCCCGUCAACGAGCCGACUCUGGUCCUCACGCUCAUUCGAGGCCUAAGUCCGACUCUUCGUCACAUGGGGACCCUCAUCAAAUCCCGGGAUCCCCUGCCGACGUUCAGCACUGCGUGCUCCAUGCUGGAACUUGAGGAGGCGGAUCUCAAGACCCCGCAGCCUGGCGAACAAACGGCGCUGGUAAUGGCGCCUCAACCGCCGGCGCCCCAGCCGCCCGCUUCCCCUUCGGUGCCCCAGCAGUUCUCUUCUGCGCCGCGGAACAACAACAAGAACAGGUACAAGAACAAAAAUCGCAACAGUGCACCAUCCUCCGGCCGGUCUGGCGCGCCCGGCGGUUCCGGCGGUUUCGGCGGUUUCCGUCCGUUCCUGAACCCCUACACCGGCACCUUCCAGAUGUGGCCAAUGCAGCCUACCCAGGGCGUGCUUGGUCCACGUCCCGGCGUUCCGCAUCAGGCCAUGUUCGCUGGCGCCCCUCCCGGAUUCCCAAUCGUCAAGGCGCUGCGUUAUCCAUUUAGUGAUUAA